Messenger RNA from Cheilinus undulatus (humphead wrasse), 1726 nucleotides. RefSeq names its product lymphocyte activation gene 3 protein-like. Gene Ontology annotation, biological process: interleukin-15-mediated signaling pathway; positive regulation of ERK1 and ERK2 cascade; T cell activation. Lineage: Eukaryota; Metazoa; Chordata; Actinopteri; Labriformes; Labridae. Bases 88 to 1521 code for a protein of 477 amino acids. Gene Ontology annotation, cellular component: membrane raft; external side of plasma membrane. The record is from RefSeq and is a predicted model, not a curated record. The transcript has 8 exons. Gene Ontology annotation, molecular function: MHC class II protein binding; protein tyrosine kinase binding.
CUUCAAGCAGCAAAAGAGAGAGAUAAGAUCUAGCAGAACAGAGAGAAGUUCAAGUAGAGAUCAAACUUCUUUUUUAUAAGUGACAAAAUGAUACUGUUGGAGUUUUUUAUCCUCGGGAUGAUUACCUUUUUUAUGAAAGGGGGUCAGUGUGAGUUGACUGAGGUGUUUGCUGAAGCAGGCUCUCAGGCUGUCCUUCCCUGUAAAUGUGACCCUUCAUCCACCUAUCCCCACGCUGUCAUCUGGACCAAAGCCAACAAAGGCACUGUCUGGAGGAAGCAAAAGAGCGGUCUGCAGUACUGGGGCUCUGGCUGGACAAGAAACGGGACCCAACGUGCACAGUGCUUUCAUUCCCAGUUUGAAAGAGGCGACUACAGCCUGCAAAUCAACAGCGUAAGGAUGGAGGAUGGAGGAAUGUACUCCUGCAAGAUCACACAGGGAAGCCAGCUCACUGAGAAUGUGGUCAUGCUCAGAAUCAUGAAGGUGAGAGCCUCACCAUUGGUUCCCAUAUGGGGGAAGGAUGUGACCAUCACUUGUGAUGUGACUCCAUAUCCUGACGGAGCCACUUUGCGAUGGACUUUGAACAACAGCCCAUUUGUGCCCUCGACUGAAACGACACCUCCAAAGGUUGUGAAGGAAGAGGCAACUUUAAGAAUAAACGGAAAAUGGACCUGUGUCGUGGAGUACAAGGGAAAAGAAGCACAAGCUUCUGCAACUCUGGCAGUGAAAGGAAUCAUCAAACCAUCAGAAGACAGCACUAAACUGUAUGCUGCUGUGGGCUCUGAUGUUUACUUUCCCUGUGUGCUGUCCCCUGGUUUAAUCCCCUCCAGCUCAGCCUGGGAGAGAAUAAAACCGGGGUCUCUGUUUAGAGCUAAUACCCUUCCCCUUCCUGCUUCUUUCUCUACAUCCUCACCACCUUCUAAAUCACCCUAUGAUAUAUCGGCCAGUAUGAAAGAGGUCAAGGUCGAGGAUGAAGGCAGGUAUCGAUGCUCAGUGACCAUCGAAGGGCAACAGUUGACUCGAUACAUGCAGCUCCUCAUUGCCAAAAUUGAAAGAAGUGUUGUGUCAAAGAAAAAAGGCUCCGUGGCCCUGACCUGCAAGCUGACAGACACAAGCGAAAUCACCGGCUAUGAGUGGGUUCAUGUGGCCUAUGACCUUAACGGCACCCAGUCGGUCGGGUCACCUCAGAAAGGGAAGACUCUGACGAUAAACGAGAUGUCUGAGGAGAACCGCGGUGAAUGGGUUUGUCGUUUCUACGGAAAACAGGGCAUGCUGGGAAAUGUAACCUACCACCUUCAACUCAUGAGUGGCCUCACUGGAGAAAAACAAGCAAGAAUGUCACAAAACACAACUGUCAUUGUCGGUCUCAGCAUCCUCCUGCUCAUUCUGCUGCUGAUUUUGGCUCAGAUGUACAAGAAUCACCGAAGGAGAAAAAGGAUCUUUCAGUUUCCUGCGCUGGAGACAAUCGUUCAUGCUGCCUCCAAUGAGCGGGAAGAGAGAGAAAGGAACCGAGUGAAGAAGUAAAAUUACUUUUUAACUGAAAAGUAACACUCGUCUGAAGUUUGAUUUCUUAAAAUCAUCCUUAAAGUCAGGAGGCUUUUAAUUGCACAAGUUUUCAUUUUCAGAGCAGACGUUGUAGCAGCAUUGUUGAUUUUAAUGUUGUGUUUUAUCUUGUUAUAUAACUUGUAAUUGUUUUGAUGUAUUCAACUGUAUAUAAUUAAAAAAUAAA